CUUUUCAUCACAACUCCAUCCAAAUAAAUUACCGUAUUUUCUUAUUCCAUUUUCACCUUCAUUUUCUUUCCUUGGUUUCUCCCUCAUCCCACCUUCCCUCGUCGUCCGAAUUAAAACGCUCGACCUGCCAAGCCGGACCAAACCCUAGGUCCCGAUUCGGCAUCUCGCCGUGCUAGCUCGGAUUCGAUCGGGCUGGGCGCGGGGUCGGAUCGGCGGCGGCGGCGGGCGGCGGGAUGACGAUCCCGAGCGCGGAGGGCUUCCUCCAGGCGUCGAGCUGCCUCCCGUGCACUGCGGAGGAGGAGCGGGAGCUCGUGGCCGCGCUCACCAGGGAGGCCGAGGAGAAUGUCAGGGACGGGGAUCUCCGUUACCUCGUCUCACAGAGCUGGUGGAUGGAGUGGCAACGUUAUGUGGGCUUAGUCAGUGAUGAGGAGAAUGACACCGAGCAGCUUCCUCAGGCUAUGAAUAGACCCGGAGAGAUUGAUAACUCGAAGCUUAUUUCAGCAGAAACAAUCAAUGGUAGUGAAGAGCCAGAGCUUCAAAGAACCUUGAGAGAAGGGGAGGACUACACUUUGGUGCCGCAAGGAGUUUGGCGGAGGCUAUAUGGAUGGUAUAAAGGUGGACCAGAAAUCCCCAGAAAAGUAAUUUUGGAUAGUCAACCUAACAAGGUUUACAUAGUGGAUGUCUAUCCUCUCUGUCUAAAACUAAUUGAUGGAAGAGAUAAUUCUGAACGAAAUAUCAGAAUAAGUAGAAAGGCCAAAAUUAAUGAGCUUUACUCAAUGGUUUGCUCAAUCAUGUCAGUAGAGCAGUCCGAGAUUGUCAUCUGGGAUUAUUAUCAGAAGUUAAAGAGCAAGAAGUUGGCUAAUUUCAAUGAGACACUAGAUGAAGCUCAAAUUACUAUGGACCAGGAGAUCCUUUUGGAAAUGAAGCUAGAUGAGAGCCGUACAGGUUUUAAUACAAGAUCCACAAAUAAUGAGUUGGCACUAAUCCCAUUAGGACCCUCCACAUCUUCAUUUUCGAUUGCUGGGGGGCCCACCUAUUCAAAUGGUUUUUCAUCUGGAAUUGGUUCUAGUUUUUCGCAAGAUAAUAGCUUCGGUCCUUUACUAAGGGACUCAACAGAUGGUUACAACAGUUUCAGCAAUGGAACUAAAGAUGAUACUCAUGGAUUGAGUGGGUUACAUAACUUGGGUAAUACAUGCUUCAUGAAUAGUGCCAUACAAUCCUUGGUCCAUACACCUCCCUUGGUAGAGUACUUUUUGGAGGACUAUACUCGUGAAAUAAAUACAGAAAAUCCACUAGGGCUCCAGGGUGAACUUGCGAUAGCAUUUGGAGAGCUUCUUAGAAAACUUUGGUCAUCUGGUCGAACUUCUGUUCCUCCACGUGCAUUUAAAUCAAAACUUUCUCGUUUUGCUCCACAGUUCAGUGGAUAUAAUCAGCAUGAUUCUCAGGAGCUACUUGGGUUUCUGUUGGAUGGUCUGCAUGAAGAUCUCAACCGUGUCAAAAAGAAACCAUAUAUUGAGGCGAAGGAUGCUGAUGGCCGUCCAGAUGAUGAAUUUGCUGAGGAAUGCUGGAAUUACCAUAAAGCUCGAAAUGACUCAAUAAUUGUAGAUAAGUUUCAAGGUCAAUACAAGUCUACGUUGGUGUGCCCAGUUUGUAACAAAAUCUCUGUUACCUUUGACCCAUUUAUGUACUUGUCACUACCAUUGCCAUCAACAGUUACUCGAAUGAUUACUGUAACUGUAUUCAGUGGUACUGGAGAUGCUCUUCCAAUGCCUUUCACUGUGACGAUACAGAAAAAUGGAAACUGCCGAGAUCUUACUAAAGCCCUUACUGAUGCCUGCUGCUUAAAAAGUUCCGAGACAUUGUUACUUGCAGAGGUGUAUGAUCACCGUAUCUAUCGCUACCUAACAAAUCCAAUUGAGGGACUUUACACUAUAAAAGAUGAAGAUAUACUUGUUGCAUAUAGGCUCCCUGUUGGUCAUGAAAAACUUUUGAGGUUGGAGAUCCUGCACCGGAGGGCAGAUAGAUUUGGUGCGGACCCCCAGUUUAAUAUCAACCGGAAGCUCAUUGGGUGCCCCCUUGUGACUUGUAUUCCUAAUGACUCUACUGGAAAAUCUGAUAUAUAUGCGGCUGUCUCUGAUGUUUUGGUUCCAUUUGUACGAGCAAAAGCACAUGGCCCUGAUGUGUCUGCAGUCAAGUUGAGUGGCAAUGGGCCAAGUCUGGAUGGUAUUGUACUGACAGAUAAUGGCACCACCUGCGAGGAGGGUCUCUCUACAUCAAGUGGUGAUGAUAAUGCAGUUGAUGAUGACCUUUUGCCUUUUCAGCUUUCCUUGACUGAUGAAAAAGGUAUUGCGAGGAAUGCUAUAAACACGGAUUCUAAUCGUGUUUUAGGAAUAGUUAUGAGGGUUUUAAUGGAUUGGUCUGAUAGAGAGCGUGAGAUGUACAAUACCGAUUACAUGGAUGAACUUCCUGAAGUCUUCAAGCCUGGUUUUUUGUCAAAGAAAACCCGGCAAGAAGCAGUGAAUUUAUUUUCAUGCUUGGAUGCCUUUCUGAAGGAGGAACCUCUGGGGCCUGAUGAUAUGUGGUACUGCCCUGGCUGCAAGGAACACAGGCAAGCUAGCAAGAAACUGGACUUGUGGAGGUUGCCUGAGAUAUUGGUAGUUCACUUGAAAAGGUUCUCAUACAGCCGCUAUAUGAAGAACAAGCUUGACACUUUUGUGAACUUUCCAAUCCAUGACCUCAAUAUGAGCAAGUAUGUGAAGCAUACAUCAAGAGGUAAUCUGCAGCCCAUGUAUGAACUCUAUGCAGUCAUCAAUCAUUAUGGUGGUCUGGGUGGUGGACACUACUCUGCAUACGCAAAGCUAGUAGAAGAGGAUAACUGGUAUCAUUUUGAUGAUAGUCAUGUCUCCUCUGUUAGUGAGGAUGACAUCAGGACGUCUGCAGCAUAUGUGCUUUUCUACCAACGUGUUGGAGGUUCAAGCGCAGUGGCAAACAGCGUUCCAGUUGACAUUGAGAUGGUUGAUUCGCUGGAGACAUAGCUUCCCAAAUCAAAGCAAAUGUCAGUGUAAUAUUGUGGAUGGAGAUAUGUAGCUCAGAAUAUUGCUCAAAUUUGCAUGUCUGCACUGGGGAGUAUUGCUAUAUGGGUUCAGUCAAGCUGUUGACAGAUAUUUUGAGGGCGCAGCAGAGAUCAAUUUAGCAUAGUGGCAUGGAUCUGUAGCCCUCUAUCUGACCAAUUAGGGUUCCUGAUAUCUUUGUUGAUAUCUGUCUGUUACCCGACCCUUUUGAGUAGAACAGAUCCUGGCAGGUAAAUUGAUAACUACGUUGACGGCAACAGGUUUGCCUAUUCGAUAUUUUUUGCUGAUAUGCAGAUGUAGCUCUUGGGUCUACUAUUAUUAUUGGUGUAAUGUAGCCAAGGGAUUGCAACUGGGAAGAAAGAAGGAUGUAAAAACGCUGCAUAUUCUUUUUGCCUUGCUAAGCUAUGGCCAAGUUUUGAUUCCGAUUGCCUUUGUUA
This is a messenger RNA of Setaria italica (foxtail millet), 3508 nucleotides long. Its product is annotated as ubiquitin carboxyl-terminal hydrolase 9. The coding region runs from base 234 to 3035 and encodes 933 amino acids. Gene Ontology annotation, molecular function: cysteine-type deubiquitinase activity. NCBI's taxonomy places the organism in Eukaryota, Viridiplantae, Streptophyta, Magnoliopsida, Poales, Poaceae. The transcript has 13 exons. The record is from RefSeq and is a predicted model, not a curated record. Gene Ontology annotation, biological process: protein deubiquitination.